ACUCAAAUUGGUUCCCUUAUCAGGUUUUUUCACAAGUGGUGCGAUAACUCAUUUGGGUAAAAAAUGCACCAAAGUUAUUCGGUUUUUGACAUUGAAGACGAUCGCAGUUAUGUGUGAGUGCGUGUGAGUGUGUUUAUUUUCCUGUUUUUUGUUUAGCAACCACCCUAGUUCCAACACCUGAAAUGGCCCUUCCUGCAGCAAUUGCUCUGUCGGGUCUGAAUAAAGAAUACUUUUCCGACGGCCUAAACGACGUUUUUAACCACGGAGCCGUCCUGCUCAAAAGCCCAAGCUUGUCCUCUAUCGCCUCCUCUGAUGACGCUUACUCGCAAGAAAGCGGCAUUUCCUCAAUGUCCAGCGAGACUUCCAUCGCUCGCAACCUGGCGCCCUACUUCAACAUGCUCUUCAACACCUCGCAUAUCGAGUUAAAGAGCGCGGACGACCCGGAGCCGAAGGCGAAGCCCGAAGUCCGGGAAAUAAUGUACGAAAACCGCGAUAUUCUCAACCUGGCGUCGAACAUCGCGUGGAAAUGGGACUGCAAGAGCGCAGUUCUGCAAACGGGACCAAGCUACUUUUUUGAGAACAGAUCUCAAUAUUCUCGAGUAUUAGGUGCUCACAUGCCGGAGCAUGUUAUCGUGACUUGCCCUGUGGAGGGAUGCUCGUACAAAGAACUCCACUACUUUUGAAUGACAAUUUUUUGUUGGUAGUCUUACCCACGAGAUAUGUUAAGUUCAGCGAAUAGUUCAGUAUUUAAAACUUCACACUUUUUUACGUUUGUACUUAAUCGACUAGAUUUAAUCUCAUUUAGCGCCUACCGAUCGAAAAUUAUUGAGAGACAAGUUUCUAGUGAUAUUAUUUUGUUCAAAGGUUUACGAGACCGAGAUCAAGAGAUGGUUGUGAAUAAUUUUAUAUUGUAAUUUUGUGAUUUUGUUCGCUUUAGUUGGUAAGACUGAAUAUGUGAUUUUUUGACAAUAUAACAAAUAGCUAUCGA
Messenger RNA from Tribolium castaneum (red flour beetle), 988 nucleotides. RefSeq lists its product as uncharacterized. The transcript has 3 exons. The coding region runs from base 183 to 683 and encodes 166 amino acids. NCBI's taxonomy places the organism in Eukaryota, Metazoa, Arthropoda, Insecta, Coleoptera, Tenebrionidae. The record is from RefSeq and is a predicted model, not a curated record.